Microtus ochrogaster (prairie vole) is the source of this 2238-nucleotide messenger RNA. RefSeq lists its product as uncharacterized. The record is from RefSeq and is a predicted model, not a curated record. NCBI's taxonomy places the organism in Eukaryota, Metazoa, Chordata, Mammalia, Rodentia, Cricetidae.
AUGGCCCUUCGAUUUCAUCAUGCACUGUUCCUAUGGCCCCCUGAGGCGACACAGGACACAGCCAUCAACAUAGACCCCAGCAGCAGCUGGACCAAAGACCCAGAUAUGACCCUCCGCAGCAGCUGCGCCUGGAUGUCACCAUUGCCCCAGGUGGUGCUGAGACUUCUGAGGAAGUAUGCUUUCAGAACCACGGUCCCGCCCAGACGCACCAGCUCAUCCUCGCACAGGGUUCGCUGUGAGCUCAGAAUACGGGUGAAUGCCAACACCAUCACUGGAGCAGAUGGAGAAAAAGCUCGGCUGAGGAGUCGUUUCCAUAUUUCACGGCAACUCCAGAAUUCAUGCCUGCACUUUUCAGAGCCGGGCUCGUCCCCAGACCUCGGAGCCUUGGAGACUGGCUUAGGCUGGAUAGCCUGGGCUUGCUCCCCGCCGGCACAUUUCAGUCUAGACAGCCAUUUUCACCCAGGACAGCGGCGAAGAGGAUGCAGAAGCUCGGCACGGAAAGUCCCGCAGGAAUCUCACCGGCGAACCAUUGCUGCUGGAGGCUGGGCAAGAGGGUUACACUCGCAGCAGCUGCAGCGGCCGAGCCGGCGCCGGGACCCGCCCGCGCGCCCACCGCGGAGUCCCGGGGCGAUGCCGCCUCGACUCUCCUACGGUACCGCGCGGAACCCCAUUACCCGGCAAGCGGGCAGGUCGCGCCGGCCCCGGGCAGAGCUCGGGCACGCUCCGGGAGAAGCCCGGGCAGUGGUGCGAGGACGGUCUGUGCCUCCGGUUCCCGGCAGGAAAGAGCUGGAGAGAGCCGGAGCCGAGCGGCACUUCACGCCGAAGUUUCCCCCUUUGAAUCGUCUGGAGUUGUUAAGCAGAGCAAGGAUCCGACAAGAAGAUCAAGACAGAAAUCCAGAGGGGGACAUAGCAGCUGCAGAUGGGACUGCCCUGAAGUGGAAAGGAGGCUUGUGAACGAGCGGCAGCCCGUGGAGGAGGCUGCUAAGAGACCAGGAGAUUGAUAGUGAAGUGUUGUUUGGUUUGGUAGAUUACAGGUGACCUCCAGAAGAGCAGUCUUGUAAAGUGGCAGAGGUAGAUGGAAGCUCGGGAAAGCGAAAAGGCUGAGAACAUUUGGAGGUAACUUGGAGAAGUACGCUGCCCAAGGCUCCGUGACUUAAAGCUGAGACAUAGCUGGAAUGCAGUACGUAAUUAGGUUGGUCUGUGUUUAAAAUGUCUAAGAAAACCAGUAUUUGAAAACAAUUUCCAGAUUAAAUCUCCCUCACAGAAUAAACAAACAAAAAUCUUUCUUUUCCCAACUGCAAAGAAACCCAAGCGAAGAAAGCACACUCCUGUGCUCACUGAUGGCAUUCAUGGGCCGCCUCACACCCGGCCCACACAUUCCAAUAACCUAGAGUCAUUUUCCAGCAACAUCCCCGCCAUUAUCAGUGGGGAAUUCCGAUUAGAGGCUCGCUCCCUCGUUAUGGGAUGUUUUGAAAUUUACCCCAGUGUCUGAUGAGAUCAUUUGGAGACUGGAUAGUUAUCCCCUUCAUUAUCAACAUCCUGAGAAUCUCUCAUUUACUCAUUUGUACUCCAAAUCGCUUUAAAGUGCAUCAGAUUCUUCUCCAUAGACUACUGAUCCGUGGAGAGUGGAGAUUUGGAAAUCCCAGGGAGAUUUUUUUUUAAAAAGGAGAGCUUUAAGUCAUCAUAGGAGUACCUGCAUAUGCCAAUGGAAAACAGAAAGAUGUAUUAAACGGCUGUAUAAAGAUAGAUCUAGUAAAAAAAAUGCUGAAACUAAAUGAGUUCCAAAUGCCUGCCACUGUUAUUUCUGGAGCCCUUAGGCUAAAACAGAAUCAUCCAUUGCUCCUUUAGCUAGAAUGCCAUUAUAGCAAUGGCUGAGAAGGAGCAUAGAUAGGCAGGCAGGAGCUGGGGUGUAAAUGAGUGAUAGAGGGUUUACCCGGAAUGUUCAGUGCACUGGUUCUGAUCCCUAGAACCAUAAAGAGAUAAGGACAGAGAAGUAAGCUGUGCACCUUACAAAACUAAUGACAAAAGGUGCCGUUAACCUGAACUUGCACCAAGCUGAGGCUUUGAAUGUUUAGAACUAGACUGAAGUGGUGGGGGCUUCUUAUUGGGAUGUCCUGAGACAUGAGGAAUGGGCCCCUGCCUUCUCCAAGGCAUCCGUAACUGGUUUGCACAGCUGUCAAGAGAUCAAACUUGCCAUUCUAAACAAAUGCUCUGAAUUUGGAAUUGUCUACCAUUAAC